Molecule: messenger RNA, 772 nt
Organism: Dermochelys coriacea (leatherback sea turtle)
Lineage: Eukaryota; Metazoa; Chordata; Testudines; Dermochelyidae
Gene: SUB1
Product: SUB1 regulator of transcription
Exons: 5
Coding region: 152-544 (130 amino acids)
Biological process (GO): positive regulation of transcription initiation by RNA polymerase II
Cellular component (GO): nucleus; transcription regulator complex
Molecular function (GO): transcription coactivator activity; DNA binding
Source: RefSeq, a predicted model, not a curated record
GACCCCCGCCUCGGCAGCACCCUCCGUGCGGCGCGGCGGGACGUAAUGACGCAGGCCGGCGGGUGGGGCUUGCCGGUUGCGACAUUUCCGUUUCUCUUAGUGGCGGUGGUGUGCUUCGGAGGAGAGAGCCGCACGCAGCGGGAGCGGGACAAUGCCUAAAUCAAAGGAACUCGUGUCUUCAAGCUCAUCUGUCAGUGAUUCAGAUAGUGAAGUUGACAAAAAGGCAAAGAGGAAAAAGCAAGCAGCUCCAGAAAAGCCUGUAAAGAAACAAAAGACUGGUGAAAGUUCUAAAGGUGCAGCUUCCUCUAAGCAAAGCAGCAACAGAGAUGAGAAUAUGUUUCAGAUUGGCAAAAUGAGAUAUGUCAGUGUUCGUGACUUUAAAGGGAAAGUCCUAAUUGAUAUUAGAGAAUACUGGAUGGAUCAAGAAGGUGAAAUGAAACCUGGCAGAAAAGAGCUGGAAGAGAACCACCCAAAAAUGUUUUUGCUGCUGAACUCAGUGAAGUUCAUGACUGGUAGAAAUGUCUUGGCAGUUUCACAGAUGUAGAGCUCAGAAAAUAACUUUUUUUCCCCCUGGGGUUGAAGUUACUGCAGGUGUACAAACAACAUUAUCUAUAUCUUGACUAGUUUGUUCUAAUUUCAGAAACUGAUAGUGUGUAAAGGAAGUAGGAAAUCUAUCUGGAACAAUUAAUCCAGGUGGCAGAUGAAGACACUGUAUUCUAGAAAACUUCUCAGUGCAGUUUCUCUCAUUUAUUUAGUCAGUUUACUAAAACUG